Messenger RNA from Aedes albopictus (Asian tiger mosquito), 1137 nucleotides. NCBI's taxonomy places the organism in Eukaryota, Metazoa, Arthropoda, Insecta, Diptera, Culicidae. The record is from the annotation of a RefSeq genome assembly.
AUGACUAAAUCAUUACGAAAAACUCACCCUUUAUUAAAAAUAGCUAACAAUGCUUUAGUGGAUUUACCUGCUCCUUCUAAUAUUUCAGCCUGAUGAAAUUUUGGAUCAUUAUUGGGAUUAUGUUUAAUUAUUCAAAUUUUAACAGGAUUAUUUUUAGCAAUACAUUAUACAGCAGAUAUUGAAACUGCUUUUAAUAGAGUAAAUCAUAUUUAUCGAGAUGUAAAUAAUGGUUGAUUUUUACGAAUUUGCCAUGCUAAUGGAGCUUCUUUUUUUUUUGCUUGUUUAUUUAUUCACGUAGGUCGAGGAAUUUAUUAUAACUCUUAUUUAUUUGUUCCAACAUGAAUAAUUGGAGUAAUUAUCCUAUUUAUAGUAAUAGCAACAGGAUUUUUAGGAUAUGUUUUACCUUGAGGACAAAUAUCAUUCUGAGGGGCUACUGUAAUUACUAAUCUUUUAUCAGCUAUUCCAUAUUAUGGACCAGAUUUAGUACAAUGAAUUUGAGGAGGAUUUGCUGUUGAUAAUGCAACUUUAACCCGAAUUUUUUACUUUCAUUUUAUUUUACCUUUUAUUGUAUUAGCAUUAACUAUAAUUCAUUUAUUAUUUUUACAUCAAACUGGAUCUAAUAAUCCAUUAGGAUUAAAUUCUAAUGUUGAUAAAAUUCCUUUUCAUCCUUAUUUUAUUUAUAAGGAUAUUAUUGGAUUUAUUAUUUUUAUAUGAAUUUUAAUAGGAUUUAUUUGAAAAUUUAAUUAUUUAUUAAUAGAUCCAGAAAAUUUCAUUCCUGCUAAUCCCCUAGUUACUCCUGUUCAUAUUCAACCUGAAUGAUAUUUUUUAUUUGCAUAUGCAAUUUUACGAUCAAUUCCUAAUAAAUUAGGGGGAGUAAUUGCAUUAGUUUUAUCAAUUGCAAUUUUAAUAAUUUUUCCAUUUACUCAUAUUAGUAAAUUCCGAGGGUUCCAAUUUUAUCCAUUAAAUCAAAUUUUAUUUUGAAAUAUAGUAAUUAUUGCUUCUCUUCUAACAUGAAUUGGAGCUCGACCUGUAGAAGAUCCUUAUGUAUUAACAGGACAAAUUUUAACAGUUUUAUACUUUUCUUAUUUUAUUAUUAAUCCAAUGUUAUCUAAAUAUUGAGAUAAAUUAUUAAAUUAA